Gamsiella multidivaricata is the source of this 3892-nucleotide messenger RNA. RefSeq lists its product as uncharacterized. The record is from RefSeq and is a predicted model, not a curated record. Lineage: Eukaryota; Fungi; Mortierellomycota; Mortierellomycetes; Mortierellales; Mortierellaceae. The transcript has 3 exons. The coding region runs from base 121 to 3834 and encodes 1237 amino acids.
CAGCCCUUUACAACGAAGCUAAUAGACACAGACACACCUCGUCAAGGCAGCAGCAAAAGCAGCAGCAAGGUAGCAACACUGACUGGACAUCUCGAUAGCGUACGCUUUACAACGUGCACUAUGGAUCAGCAGCAUCUCGCCACUUCGGUCCAGCCAGAUUCGAAUCCUCGAACGACAGAUCCUGCAGUGGAUCCUACUACGACCUCCGCCUCUUUGGACGACUCGUCUGCUCCGAAUAAGAAGAACGCUUUCAAGGAUAUGUUGCGUCAACGACAGGCAGCUAUAAGGAGUCAGAGGGCGUCCUCUACAGCCCCAUCAGACACUCGAUCCAGACGCUCCACCGCUUCUGGGUUGUACCCACCGAAUCGUGACUACUAUCUAUCACGGCACGAGUAUAACGACAGGCCCUAUCAAUCGAGUUCUGAGCGAGGUAUAUCUCUGCAGUCGCUGCGAGACGAGGCAGCCGGAAAUGGCCAAUGGAACCCAUUCCAGCCCCCGAAUUCCUCACCGGCUGCAGGCCUAGGCCUGCACAGCGCUGAAGUUUCAAAAGAAGUACUUGACUUACGAGAGCAGCUACUUAUGCAACGCAGCACCCCCGCUCCCAAUCAAAGAAAUCAGGAUACUACCAUCGGAAAUGGAAUAUCCACCAAGGGCUUGAAAUCCACGGCACAGCUGACGAUCUCGAAGCCUGACGCUCAAGGGAGCUCACAAUCGGGUGCUAGCCAGAACAUUCUGAACUCGAUGAACAUUUCCGGUAGCUCAGCGGAUAUCCAGCAGAAAGCGAACGGCUCAAACACCAUCCCACUAUUGCAUAACAAGGCCGUCCAUGUUCCCGACAGCUCUAGCAACACUGUCAUCUUCAAAUCACAGGAACGCAAAACAGAGGAUACAGCGGCGAGUGGCGUGACAUCAAGCAAUGCCAUUAUCACUCCAGUCGAGAUCUCAGCACCACCUCCAUUAUCGGAUCGGGGACCCGGCACUGAGCUUUUGCCGCCUCCAAGCAAAUUUUCAUCACUUGAAACCCCCGAGUCAACCGACUCACAGCUCAUUCCGUCGAUCAAUGCAAAGACGCGUGCCCCUACCAGUGCUUCCUCGUACGCUCCAAAGUCCACUGAGCCUCAAGCGCUGUCGACACUCCCCAGGACCUCAAAUGGGAACAUGGUGCUUAUUAGCAACAAUAACAAACCUCGUACACAAAGCAACUCUACGGCAAUGAAUAUUAACACCCAGCUCGCCCGGUCUUCAGCGAUGCACUCCACGUCACUUACGAGUCCUACCCAUCACACCUUACCUGCGAAGCCAAAGGUCAUCUUGCCAGCAGAGACAGAGGGUCAAGGUCUGACAGGAAUAAGUUUACAUGAAGAACGUUUGAAACAUAAGACGAGCACUCCAUCCACAUCGCACAUGGAGAACGUCGCUAGUGAAUCGGGAUUCUCAAGAAGCAGUGGGGAUAAUAAUGGUUUCGAUGGCAACAAGCGAAGUCGACAGUCGAGCCCGAUCUCUCUUUCAGCACUUAGGAAGGCGUACCCAGAAUCCGAUAGCAAAGAGCAGCAGCAACCAUCAAAGCGGAUCAAAGCUGGAGGUGACACAAACGAAUCCAUUACAGGAUUAAGCCUGGAUGCCAUUCGCAAUGAGCGAUCCGCAACAGUCUCUGAUACAGCAGGCUCUAAUGGAUCCAGACCAAAUACUCCUACCGCUAAGGAGCCGCCUCAGCCAAUGAAGGACCUCCGACUGAUCAGUAGGUCGGAUAUGGAUGUUGAGAGGGACAAGUUCAAGGAGGGCGACAGGAACACUGAAUCAAGCAGGGCGUCAGACAGGACAAGCAGUCGUUCCACAGAGCGAGGAACUGAUCGGGAUUAUGACAGGAAUUAUGACAGGAAAUACGACAGGGGCUAUGAUAGAGGUUAUGACAGAGGCUAUGAUAGGGGAACUGAUCGAGGGUACGAACGAAGCGCAGACAGAGGAGGAUAUUGGAUGUAUGACAGGAAUUAUGAGGGAGAGUACUAUCGGUAUGAACGCGGAGGCGACCGAAGCUUUGAUCGAGAAAGUAUUAGACCGGAGGACAGAGGAAUAUCGAGAUCAACCGAACGUGGGUAUGACCGGCAGAGCGAAAGAACAACCGAUAAGGGACCUGAUAAAGAAGUUGAACGAAGAACCGAUCGGGAACUUGAGCGAGGAUCCGAACGCAACCACGAUCAAACCUCCAACAAAGCGUCUGUGAAUAGUGUGCUCAGUACGCACAGUAUGCUCAAGAAGAGCGAUCGAGGGAAUGACUCGCCGAUCGAUUCUGGUUGUGACAGAGCAGCAGAAAGCGGCAUGGGUAAGGCUCGUGGACGGUUGCUAGACCGAGAGAGAGGAGGCAACUCUCCGAGCGAAAAGGAGGCCCCAGAAGCGACCAGUAAGUCUGACGCGCGAGCGAGCGCUGCUGCAAAUGCAUCUGACGAUUCUCCAAUCAUCUUUUCAGUCGCAAACCGGAUGCAAGGCAAGUCAGAUGCGAUGCAGCCUAGCUUUUCCGCGAUGACCAUUGAAUCCCCAUCGAUGAACCAGGAUGAACCGAUCAUUUUCUCGGCUGCAAACAGGAUGCAGCAGCAAUUGCAGCAGCAGCAGCAGCAACAGCAUGUGCACGAGGCAGCUAUCGAACAGCGUGAUCCGAAUGUGAACAUCAAGAGCACCCAGGAAGAUCCUUCAGUCCUUUUCUCGAACACAAGCAGACUACAGCGAACCAUGGAAUCCCCCAUUCUCUUUUCAGCGGCCAAUCGGAAAAGUGGCCUUGGCUCGCCCUCUCCGGCAACAUUCAACACCUCGUUAUCGUCCGCCACCUUGUCCAUGUACACGCCAACAGCACAGGGAAUACCGGCGUUUUCUUCCCAUGAUCGACCUCAGUCUUUGUCUUUUUUCAACAGCAAUGGUCUUAACCUUGUCCCAACACCCCAGGGCGACAUCGGCAAGAGUGAUAUGUCCCUGGCUUUCGAAACUAUUGAGCGGUGUACAGUGGAUCUUCAGUUACUUCGACAGCGGUACUUGACUGUCACAACGCAACUGGACGAAGUCACCGCUCAGGCCCUCGAAUCGGACGCACGGCUCGCCCUACUCACGGCGCAGAUGGAGCUUGAAGUCAAGAAAAGCCAGAUUCAUCAUGAGAUGAAGCAGGCUCUUGAACAACACCAAUUGCCUGAGCUCCGGAGAAUGAUGUUGGCAACCCAAGAGUUGAUCUCAAGGCUUAAUCAGCUCUCGACAUCCGCUGCUGCAGGAUCGGCCACAGCCGUAGUGGUGGUACCAAAGAUCCAGACGAUAGGCGCAGCAACAGGAUUGUCGGCAACAAGGGCGUCAGGAGCAGGAGCAGGGACAGGAUCGACGCCAAUGGCCUCGACCACCCUUGCAUCGACUAAAUACGCCGAGUCAGGUCAGCGGGGGCCGGGACUUCGGGACCUUCGUCCCAACUCCCGCAUUGAUGCCGCUAUGGAAGUUGAUUCGAUGACAUCUUUGCAUGACCAAGAAACAGGAACAUCGCACCCAGGGUUCAAAUCAGCAUCAGCAGCACCAGCACCAGCACCAGCAUCAGCAUCAGAGGCAGGGACCGGAAUUGGAUCUGUAUCCGGAUCUGGAUCGGAAGUAGGAGCAGGAGCAGGAGCAGGAACCGACGAAGCAAAAACUGUGGUUCUUAUCAGGCCAUGUUUAUCGUAUAACAUCGCCCCAAGAGGAUGUCGUUUUUUGGCGAACAAGAGUGAAUGCCCAUACAUGCACACAUGUCUGUAUUGUGGGUCGUUCGAUCAUACCGUCAUGCAGUGCGACUACACGUCCGCUGAUCCCUCGAAAGAUGGCACAUUCAGAUAACUUUCAAUUCUCUCCCUCCAUCAUUGUCAUCCAUUAUUCAUUAUUCGUUUUGCAUUGC